AUGAUCGAACUAUCCUCUGUUCUCCGCUGCACUUCUCUCUUUUGUCGCAUAUCGGAUUUACGCAUAUCAGCUAUUGCCAAUUCCCAGUCCUUCUUCUUCACUUCGCUUCUAAAAGUUUGUACCGUAGGGACGAAUAAAGGAAGACUUUUUUUCGGAGAGAUAAAUCCUGUUCCCGAAGACCACGCUACUUGGCUUAAGCCUCAUAGGGCUACUGCUGGACAUGGGGGCCGGUUCCCAGAUGGAAGAUUAAUCACUUGUUAUCAUAUGGGUAUGGUACGAGACAUGCUUCUGUCUUCGUGUUCUCCGGAUUGGGGUCAUGCGGAGCGCUUUGCCACCGAUUUCGGUUUGAAGCUCAAUGAGGCGACCAUAGGGAGGACAGAAAUUUGA
Molecule: messenger RNA, 387 nt
Organism: Striga asiatica
Lineage: Eukaryota; Viridiplantae; Streptophyta; Magnoliopsida; Lamiales; Orobanchaceae
Source: the annotation of a GenBank genome assembly